Molecule: messenger RNA, 4272 nt
Organism: Syngnathus acus (greater pipefish)
Lineage: Eukaryota; Metazoa; Chordata; Actinopteri; Syngnathiformes; Syngnathidae
Gene: phactr4b
Product: phosphatase and actin regulator 4b
Biological process (GO): actin cytoskeleton organization; neural crest cell migration
Molecular function (GO): actin binding
Source: RefSeq, a predicted model, not a curated record
GGAAUUGAGGAAGGGUAGACAACAGGAGUACACAGCGGAAGAAAGAACUUGAGCUUGGGGUGACUGGAGGACGUUUGUUGAAGUCAGGUGCGGCGUCACGUUCGUCCAGGUUGCACACAUUUGAACUCGGGGACAGGUGGAGGCCCCACAGGGGGCUAGAUCAUGGGACAGAGUCUCCGUGUGGAGACCCCAGCUCAGGAAUCACUCCAACGUAACAAUGGCGAUGAUGAAAGUGAGAAGCACCAAAGCACGAUGGCGGGGGAGACGAACAGCUCGGGGGGGAGCACGCCUCCCCAGAAACGCAAGGGCAAGUUCUCUAGUCUGGGCAAGAUCUUCAAGCCGUGGAAGUGGCGUAAGAAGAAAAGCAGCGAGAAAUUCAAGGAAGCUUCAGACGAACUGGAGAGAAGGAUGUCGACGAGACGUACCCGGCAAGAGCUUAUAGAACAGGGAGUGCUGAAAGAAGUUCCAGACAACGAUGCCGACGGGGCGGCACAAAGCCUUAAGCAGCCAUUUGUGAAGAAUGGCCACACUCUGCCUGUAAGUGGAGGUGCCGGAAGGAGCAACCAGGGGCGACUGCACUCCGAUUCAGACUUUCGGAUAAACCCUACUUGGCUAGCCCAUUCGGACGAGCAUCGAGGCCGAUCUCCCCCAGAUGGAGACCGCCGGAGAGUGUCGGGCUCCAGGGGGGAGGAAGGGCAGAGAGGAAGCGGCGUCGGAGCGCCUCGUGGGCACGGGGAGACAGAGUGGAAGUCUAACACGGCGUGGCAAGGACAGAGUCACAAUCAGAUGGAUGAGGGCAGAAGCAGCGGGCACUUUCACCCCGAAGAUGGACAGAGGAGGCCCGGGCUGCAGAAAGCCCCCUCAGAGGACGGUAGGAGGAGUCGAGCGCCCGACGUCGAUUGGAAGCCAACGCUCCCACGACACGCAUCUGCCGAAGAGGGAAGGGCCCGGCGAGAGUCAGACAGCCAUUUUGUCCCAGACCCUGAAGCACUGAAGGACACCCUCCGCGAACCUCUGCCGCCUAAACAAUCCGUCCUGCCUCCAAAAUGGUUGAUAAGCUCCACGCCUGAACCAGGCAGCGAGGGGCCAUCUCGCAGCUCAAGCAAUCACGCCUCAGCCCAGUACCCAUCCUCCUCCGCCUCCUCGAGUAGCGCACCCAAGCCUACAAGGAACGUGUCGGCGGCCGCACAGCCGUCGUCUUCAUCGGCAGCCUCGUCGUCGGUCACUCAGGGCACCAAGCAGCCGCCUCAGCCGCCGCCCAAGCCGGUGAACAGAGGCAACUCCAGCAUGAUGGUCUCCGCCCUACAGGGUGGAGAGCACGCACAGCUUCCGCUCUACUGGUCCUGCUGGAAGCGAGAGUGCGAGUAUGAUGUCUAUCUGUCCCUGCCUGUCUACCUGUGCCGGCGGGCUGGAGGCCUGCGCUCAGGAGACCUCAACCAAGGUGCCAGUCUUGUCCCCGCGAAGCCCUCCCCGCCCAUGCCUCCAAAGAGAAACCACCCCAGUCACAAACGCAACACGGACGACUCCUCCGCCUCAAGCCAUCCCCUCACGCCCUCGCCGCUUUCUCUGGAGGACCACGGCUCUGUGAGCUUCCAGCUGCCUCCUCGUCCCUCAUCCCCUCCGCUUCCGUCGCACAUACCGCCUUCUCCACCCCGACAACACGCGCACCCCCACCAACUUCAUCAUCAACACUCUUACCCGCACCCAGUGCCCCAGCCUAUACCGAUCUUGUUCGAUCCCCCGAGUCCCGUCAGUGAGUCACCCCAGCGCCCGGCGCCUGUCCCACUUCACAUCAUGAUCCAGCGAGCUCUGUCCACUCCCGGUCCCGUUCACCCCAACCCAGACGGCUCUCAACGUGCUCACACAUUGCUCUUUGAAACGCCUCCAGACUACCAAGCAGAACGAGGUCGCCCACUUCCCGUCAGCAUCCAGCCACUCAAACUAUCUGAAGAUGACUACUCCGACGAGGAGGACGAUGACGAGGAAGAGGAGGAGUACGACGGCGAGAUACCUCAGCCUAAGCUGGAGCCACGGAGUCGCCGCGGCUUGGUUUGCGAUGCUGGAGUUAACGUCAUCCCUGGUGGGGAAAACAGUGACGAGGAGGAAGAGGAGAAUGACGACGAUGAUGAGGAGGAGGAUGAAGAGCACGGCGGAGAUGAUAGUGACUCAGAUGGUCCUGUGCCUUUUAAAGAGCAAGAAUCGGAUGAGGAGGAUGAGCCACUGAGUGCCCUUGCCAGCAAAGUGAAGAGGAAAGACACACUUGCUCUAAAGCUGAGCAGCCGUCCCUCGGCACCUGACAGGGACAGAUUUGUCCAGGAGAGGAGCACCAGAGAUGACGAGCUCCCGGUACAGUCUAGCCUCACCUGGCAGAGCAGAGAGCAAUGGGAGGCCAUUCGCACGCAGAUCGGCACUGCGCUGACAAGACGUCUUAGCCAGAGACCCAGUGCUGAGGAGCUUGAGCAAAGAAACAUCCUUCAACCCAAAAAUCAAGCGGACAGACAAGCAGAGGUUCGAGAGAUUAAGCGAAGACUGACCAGAAAGCUGAGUCAAAGACCCACAGUUGCAGAACUACAGGCCAGAAAAAUUCUGCGCUUCCAUGAGUACGUGGAGGUCACCGAUGCCCAAGACUACGACCGCAGGGCAGACAAGCCGUGGACCAAGCUGACACCUGCCGAUAAGGCAGCCAUCCGGAAAGAGCUCAACGAUUAUAAAAGCACCGAAAUGGAGGUUCACGAAGAGAGCAAAAUCUACACAAGGUUUCACCGGCCUUAGCAUCCACCGUCUUCAGCUGGUAAAAGAAGCACUUAAAAGUCUCCGCGGCAAGCAGCCGCUGACUAUGCAGACGAAUCGGCCCGCUCUCAUUUCCUGAAUGUACUGUACAAUUUUAUCAGGGACAGCCUGGAACUGACUAGAGACAAUGCUUCUCGCUUCCCCCCCCCCCCACCCCUCUCCAUCACCCUCACAGAAUUGGUUUCGGUGAACAGGUGGUGGGAGAAGAUGCAGUAUUUAUCCCAGACAACAGGGGGAACCACGUGCCAACCAAACGGAGACAUUUGCAAAGGACCGACAGUGCGGGUUUCGACCCCCCCACCCCCUCUGCUGUAAUGUGGUGUCCUCAGGGACCUGGAUCUAGUUUUAUCUCUUUAAAGCGGCCUCAUUCUGUGUUGCCUUUUUCUUUACCGUUUGUGGAAACGCUAGCACAUUCAUUUUGUCAAAUGUGAGAACACAAAGUAAUAAUAGCUGACAAAAAUGGUGAUUGCUCGUAAGCCACACAAUAAUAAUUGAGACGCAUGGUGAUCGUGCGUGUGGACUGGAGGAUGAAGACUGGGAUAUUCUGUUUUAGGAUUGGACAUCUCUGGGAUAUUGUGUGUUUUAUAUUAACUGUACAGAUUGCUCUUAUAAUAUCUUAGUAUGAAACUCGGAAAGAUCUAAUUACAAAACGUGUUAUGCACAAGAUAUUUUAUAUCACGAUUUUGAUCACAUGCGUAGUGACGGCUUUUUGUUUUGGAGAUUUCUUUGGCUUGCCUGUAUUUAAAGGUGUGUUGUGAGGUGGCCAUUUAUGCGUGACUCUUUAGAAAUAGAAGAGAUGGUGCAGGUUAAGAUGCGGUAGGUGAAUUUGUGUGCCAAUGUACCCAAUGCCUAGGAACAAAAUAGGAUAUUGGUGUUCAUAUCAAUUAUUUCUGAAAUCUGCAUGAGCCAACAAAGAUCCUGGUGUCAGUGGAUCUGGAAAAUCUCUCUUCAUUUAUACUUUUCUAUGAGUUUUGUACUACCCUUUAAUCCCACACGCAAUGCAUUUCUUGUAGCCAUUUUGUAUAAGUUCGUGCCGGUGUUGUCGACCAAGAACCUAAUGCAAGUUGCUGUGACAGAGCAGGGGUUUAUCAAAAAUAUCAGAAAAUGUAUGAACGGUGAACAGGGGAUCAUUUUGGCUGGAACCUUUUAUCUGCGACUGUUUUAUUUUCUAGUAUCAUCUGGCCAGUAGCUUACAGGGUUCUCUAUUCCGUGUACAGGUGGAUUGUAGGUUUCACUGACGCUUGUGUAUAUCUUGUCUUCUUUUUAUUUGAAAAGAAAUUUUAAUAAAGUAUUAUAGGUGCUAUUUUUUAAGCACAGAAUGUUAGUUUCUAAUUAAAUGCAACAAGAAUGGGAAUGAAUAUGUACCCUCUCUGUAAAGCUUAAGUUCAUUUUUAAUUGAAUGUGAAGCUGUAUGGACUGAUAGUAGUGUUUGUUUUGAUUGUACAUAGUGACCUCUGGAUCUAAUUAAAAUCUACAGCUUGA